UCAGGUGCCAAAAGCUCUGGUUUUUCUUAUUCCUGAAUUAUAUCUGAUACAUAACAACCCAUUUCUAUAUUUUUUUUCCACCACAAAUAUUCUGCCAUGGAAGAAGCACUCAGGAGGCUUAACGGCAUGACCCAAAUCCCGGAAUCCGACAACUUAACCGACCAACCCAAGAAGUGCACCACCACAACAUCCACCGCAUCCACCACUGCCGCUGUGACAUCAGCAAACAAGAGGGCCCUCAAAGAAAAUGGUGGGUCUGGUGGGACUAUGAGGUACCGAGGCGUCCGACGCAGGCCCUGGGGUCGAUAUGCUGCUGAGAUACGGGAUCCACAGUCCAAAGAGAGACGGUGGCUCGGUACCUUUGACACGGCUGAGGAGGCUGCCUGCGCCUACGACUGUGCGGCACGUGCCAUGCGCGGAAUCAAGGCGAGGACUAAUUUCGUGUAUCCUGCCACUGAGCCUCACUCAACUCCGGACAUCUUUCUUAAUCAUUUCAAUUUUACGAAACAUUCUCAGGCGUCAGUUAGGGAUCUGAACGGUUCUCGCAACCAGUUCGGACUCUCAUCUCACUGGCCGUCCUUUGCCGAUUCUCAUUUCUCCGGUGGAUCUGCACCUCAGAGGAACUCUUCUCUGAACGUGCUUCUCCUACGCGAACUUCUUAACUCUUCUUCUGGUCCAUCCUUCUACCCGCCGUCCCAGUCUCUUGUUGAGCCAUCGACUUUUCCCUCUCCUACCGUUUUCUCCGCCGGUCUCUCUACGAAUUCCUCCAGCACCACUGUUCAACGUGGGAGUUACGGUGGAGGAAAUACUUUCACAGGUUCCUCCAUGUCAAGUCCUACAGCCGAAAGCAAUCAGAGAUCUAUUACUGAUGGUUCUGUGACAUCCAAUGGUAGUCAUUCUGACCCCAUGGAAUUCUUCCCAAAAGAACCGUCUGAUUCUGGCCUCUUACAUGAGAUAAUUCAAGGGUUUUUGCCAAAACCCACGUUGAAGAAAUCCGAAGAUUUCUCUACAAAGAGCUUAAGUUCUUACUCUGAGGUCUCGGCCGUAGCUCCAUCACCUGGAAUAUCAGCAAACCAAGGGAUGAAGAAGGAGCUUAAGAACGAGCAGUUUGAUUUUUGUUUUAAUUAUCAAGCAGGUCCGCAGCAACUUGAUCAAGGUUUCAACGGAAUCAGUUCCCAGAUGUAUUCUGAGGUGCCGGCGGCCGGGAACCAUCUACAGCUGGGUCAGGACACCAUGUUGGAUGAUAUUUUCCCGUAUCCGGAACUUAUGAGUGCCUUGGCAGCUAGAGUUCAGAAUGCUUGAUUCAAAGCAUGAAACAUCAGUCAAGAGAGAUAAGUAGUUAUGGGCUUUCUUUGUUGGUCCACAAGUUCUGUUUUUAGGUUUUUUAUUUCUUUCACCUGGAAAGAAUUUUAUGGAGAUCCCUUCAUCGUCUCCCCAUGUUUAUUAAUUAGCAAAGCUUUUAACGUUUUUAUUGCUUCUUCCUCUAUCUAGUAGUUUACAUGUAUCCUUCUGUUCUGCAUCUAAUGGAAGAAUAAAACUUAAGAGCAAAA
Molecule: messenger RNA, 1550 nt
Organism: Rubroshorea leprosula
Lineage: Eukaryota; Viridiplantae; Streptophyta; Magnoliopsida; Malvales; Dipterocarpaceae
Source: the annotation of a GenBank genome assembly